Messenger RNA from Dama dama (fallow deer), 1482 nucleotides. RefSeq names its product transmembrane protein 138 (gene TMEM138). The coding region runs from base 506 to 994 and encodes 162 amino acids. The transcript has 5 exons. The record is from RefSeq and is a predicted model, not a curated record. Gene Ontology annotation, cellular component: cilium. NCBI's taxonomy places the organism in Eukaryota, Metazoa, Chordata, Mammalia, Artiodactyla, Cervidae.
CGUCACGGGUCGGCCCUGUCCUUCACCCUCAGCCCCACGAUUCCGUUGAAGCGGAAAUGUUCAGGCCGAGGCGAAGCCUCUGGCCAGGGACUGGCCCUCCGCAAAACGGCGCGCGGUGUGAGCGGGAGGCCUUGGCCGGAUCUAGGAGCCCUGGAACAGGCCGCGGCGACGCUGGGAAGGCCUGGAGAGAGGCAAGCCCAGGAAAACGGGGGCCCAAACAUGGCGGCCGAGCGGGCCAUAGAGCGGGGAGAGAAAGCCGAGGACAACCAUGCAGCACGGCGCAGGCUGAGCCCGCGUCCGCCAUCUACUUCCGGAAUUUAAAACCGGUUUCCGGAAGCCAGGGUGAUAUCCCCAUGACAACCGACGUUGGGCCUCUGAGACCCUUGUCUUAGAGCAAGGGAAGCAGCUGCCAUUCUGAAGAACUCAGUGCCUGGGAGUGGACCAGUAGUUGUUUUCUGAGGAACUGUGGUAUGUGCCCUUGGGGGCACAAGAGAGCAGAAGGAAGAUGCUCCAGACCAGUAACUACAGCCUGGUGCUCUCCCUGCAGUUCCUGCUGCUGUCCUAUGACCUCUUUGUCAAUUCCUUCUCUGAGCUACUCCGAAUGGCUCCAGUAAUCCAGCUGGUGCUCUUCAUCAUCCAGGAUAUCGCAAUCCUCUUCAACAUCAUCAUCAUUUUCCUCAUGUUCUUCAACACCUUCGUCUUCCAGGCUGGCCUGGUCAACCUCCUCUUCCAUAAGUUCAAAGGGACCAUCAUCCUGACAGCUGUGUACUUCGCCCUGAGCAUCUCUCUUCAUGUCUGGGUCAUGAACUUACGCUGGAAAAACUCCAACCUCUUUGUCUGGACAGAUGGACUUCAAACAUUGUUUGUAUUCCAGAGGCUAGCGGCAGUGUUGUACUGUUACUUCUACAAACGGACAGCUGUGAGGCUGGGCGAUCCUCGCUUCUACCAGGACUCUUUAUGGCUGCGCAAGGAGUUCAUGCAAGUUCGAAGGUGACCGUUUUCUGUCACAUCGAUGAACACCUUUCCUUUCUGACAGAAGUCAUACUGGGGGCUCUGCAGAGGGGCAGUCGGCCUGUGUGCUAGGAAGUGGCUUGACAUUCCGAGGACAGGCCCCGGCCAGUCAGUGUGCAGCAGGUGAAGAGGAGGAGCCUCCCUCUAGCAAAUUAAAGUGUCCCCAGUACAGACUCCUGAACACCAUUCCUUCCCAGCCUCCUUCCUCAGUCCUGCCGCCUUUCCUUCCCUCUCUCUGCCCCUCUUCCUCACCAAGGGCUCUGUGGCUUUUUCCCAAGGGAACUUUCCACUGAUGCUAGUACAGGAGGAGCUCCCAGCCCUGGCUCUGUUUGCACUGCACACUGAUGAUUGAAGGAUGCAAGGAGUGACUUUUCUGGGCUCCUGACUGAGCACACCUCAGACAUUUAGAGUUUAUACCCAAGGUACUUUUUUUUACAUUGUAUAAAUAGGAAAUAAAUUCUUUUCCAUAAA